AUUCAUUUUCAGUUUCUCAUCAAUGUUACAUACUUACAAACUGUUCCUUUAAAUUAAAAGCUUCAGUUAUUGUUUUAUUCUUAUUCAGUUAAUUUUGUAUCAUCACAAAAUGAAUGGUAAUCAAAUUCAUACAAUUAUCAAUGUUGAAGUAGUUCAAAAAUUAUCCAGUCGGUUAACACGAGAACAGCUAAAUCCCUCGUUGAAAGAAUAUGUGGAAAAAUAUGGUAUCAAAGAAUGGAGAAACCAUGGAGAAACUAAUGAAAUAGAUGUAUUGUGCUCAAAUGUGGAUUCAAUAACCUUUCACGAUGACACAAACAUGGGAGGAAACAUUUCUGUAUGUAAUGGCACUGUUGAGCACCAGUACCACAUUUUUACAAUUGAAGACAGUGGUCCUGAAUUACAAGAACUUGAUGACAAAGAGGAUCAAGUACCAGCUGCCACACAUUGGCAACUUCCUUCUUCAGAGUUCCACGGGCUUUGGGAAACAUUAAUAUAUGACACUAAUGUUAAAGUGGAAUUGCUCAAUUUUGUACAAACCACUAUGCUGUUUUCUGAUCGUGGGGUUAACAGUAAUAUAAUAAGCUGGAAUAGAGUUGUUCUUCUUCAUGGUCCUCCGGGAACUGGGAAAACUUCCUUGUGUAAAGCUCUCGCUCAGAAAAUGGCCAUAAGAUUAAGUCACAGAUAUUUAAACUCCCAGCUGGUUGAGAUCAAUUCUCAUAGUCUUUUCUCAAAAUGGUUUUCUGAGAGUGGCAAGCUUGUGAUGAAAAUGUUUGCCCGAAUUCAAGAACUGGUAGAAGAUCCAGACUGUUUAGUAAUCGUACUUAUCGACGAAGUUGAAAGUUUGGCGCGUGCUCGUCAGUCCUCAGGCAGUGGUAACGAGCCAUCUGAUAGCGUUCGGGUAGUCAACGCACUCUUGACUCAAAUAGAUCAAAUUAAACGCUUUCCCAAUGUACUAAUCCUCUCAACAUCCAAUAUAUCGGAAACAAUAGAUUUAGCCUUUGUUGAUCGUGCAGAUAUCAAACAAUAUAUCGGACCUCCCACUCCUCGUGCAAUAUAUGCGAUAUAUUAUUCUUGUCUUCUGGAGUUGAUAAGAACGGAAAUUUUGAAAACCAUCGGCUCCUUAAAAGCGAUUCAAGAUUUAGAAAAAGUAUGUUUCGAUGGAAUAACGGACAGUCACACCAUGAAACUGUGGAGUCUUUCCAAGUUGAGCCAAGGGCUGAGCGGUCGAACUUUGCGGAAAAUUCCGUUUCUCACUUGUUCGGUCUUCAUUAAUAGUAUCGAUACUCCAAAUAAUACAAUGUCAUUAUUUCUGAACGCCAUGGAGCGCACAAUCCAGAAGCAGUUCGACGAUCGAAGUGUUAUGCCCCAGCAAUGAUUUUGUCAAUAAAAGCUUGUUUGGGGAUGAA
Messenger RNA from Daphnia pulicaria, 1406 nucleotides. RefSeq names its product pachytene checkpoint protein 2 homolog (gene pch2). NCBI's taxonomy places the organism in Eukaryota, Metazoa, Arthropoda, Branchiopoda, Diplostraca, Daphniidae. The transcript has 7 exons. Bases 110 to 1375 code for a protein of 421 amino acids. The record is from RefSeq and is a predicted model, not a curated record. Gene Ontology annotation, molecular function: ATP hydrolysis activity; ATP binding. Gene Ontology annotation, cellular component: nucleus; chromosome. Gene Ontology annotation, biological process: meiotic recombination checkpoint signaling; reciprocal meiotic recombination.